This is a messenger RNA of Prorocentrum cordatum, 1314 nucleotides long. NCBI's taxonomy places the organism in Eukaryota, Dinophyceae, Prorocentrales, Prorocentraceae. The record is from the annotation of a GenBank genome assembly.
CCGACGGCGGCCGCCAGCGAAGCGUCCGUCCAGGAGCUCGCGCCUGCGCCCGUGCCGGCGCCCAGAGACUGCUGCAGCCAGCCCGUGGCGGAGUGCUUCGCCUGCCAGGCCAACGUCCCGGUGGAGCUGGUCUGUUCGCGGGCCGGGUGGGCCCACACGGCUGGCUGCCCCGGCGGCGGGGAGGCCGCCGAGCGCCCGCCCGGCGCGCCCAAAGUCCAACCGGCGCGGGCGCUCGACCCGCCCAGCGCUCCGGGGUGCUGCGGCGUGGUGGCGGCCGAGUGCCUGGCGUGCCAGGCCAACCAGAGCGUGGACGACUACUGCAACCGCACCUCGUGCCCAGAGGAGGCCUGCGACGAGGCGCCGCUGCUCGCGGCCGCCUGCCUCAGCGACGGCGCGGCCCUGCUCGGGGCCCCGCUGGUGGGCACUGCCGGGCCUUCGGCCGCGGCCAGUGCGGGUGCCUGCCAGCAGCGUUGCGCAGACGCCCUCGGCUGCACUCACUUCUCGUUCUUCAAGGGGAACGGCAGCUGCCGCCUCCUGGGGGGCGACGCGGCCUGGGCCCGCGCGGAAGCCAUCUCUGGACCGCCGCGCUGCGUCGCCGCGGUGCAGGUUCGCAUGGGCGGCGUGCGCGCCUCCAAGCUCACGGCGGAUCAGCUGGGCGGCCUGGAGCAGAGGCUCGUCACCGAACUGUCCGCGCUCGUGGCCCUGCCGGACGGUGCCGUCGAGGACGUGGCCGGCAACCAGCACUCCACCACAUUGGGCCCAGGCUGCGGCGGCGAUGGCGCGGUGGCACGGGCGUUCGUGCAGCUGCCGGCGGGCUAUACCCUGGCGGACGUCAGCGCAAGAGUCGCCGAGGUCGGAAGCGGCUCCCUCAAAGCCAGGGUGCUGCAGGCCCUGCAGGCCGCCAGCGCAGAGGCCGCUUUGGACGCGAACACCACGCUCGAGGACGUCGCUGUCAGCUGCAUGGUCGGCGCGUCGCCUGCGAGGCAGUGCAUGUUGCCCGGUGUGAAGUACACCCCGUAUACCGACUCUUUCAGCACGGAGUGGGAGACCAUGGACCUGUGCACGCAGCGGUGCGCACGCACCCCUGGCUGCAGCGGCUCCACGUUCUGGGCGGCGCAGCGCCGCUGCGAGUUCCACGAGGCGUCGGCCAAGCCCCUGGCGGACCCGGAUGCUCUGACGGCGCCCGCCGACUGCCGAGCCGCCCCGCCGCUGCCAGAGCCAGCGGCGGGCGCCACGGCCGCGGGGCCCUCGGGCACCCCGGGCGGCAGCGGCGUGGUGCUCGCCACGGACAUCCCUCGAAGGACGGUGCUCUGA